GCAAAACGAUAGAGUAUGGUAACUGAUGGGCGACAGGUAGCCUUUAGGGAAACAGCCCAUCCGCGGUACCUAGAAAACUGAAAGAUUUUGUUUUGUACAAUAUUGAUUAAAUAUGCAACAUGUGUAACACAUUUUAGAUUAAUUUUAGAUUAGAUCCGAAAUGAAAAGAGGAGCAUUUACCCUGCUGGGCACUCGGAAAACCCCGUCUCUUUUCGACACAAACGCUGAGAUCAGGGAGAGCGACAAUGUGGAUCUGCCUUUGGACUCUUCUGCCAGGCCAGAGCCAGGCACAGCUAGGGUGCGAGCCAGGCCAGCUGUCCAGCUUCACACAUCAUCCUCUUCAUCUUCCCAAGGCUUUGCUGUCCCAAUUCCAAAAGUGCCACUUAUGCCCCCAACCAAAGGAAUGAUUGCAGCUGGGAGAGAAAAUGGCAAUGCAGUUCCCAGUCAGAGCUCCUUUUUUAAUUCACUGGAAGGAGAGAUGUACAUUCCUCCACCACCAACUAUGCAGCCCCCUCCCCCACCAACAAAUUCAGCCAGCUGUUCCUCACCUAAUCUGCCUGCUUGGAAACCACCAUCACCAAAGCCAGUACAAAAGGUGUUCAGUCAACACUCAGACCUCUCCCCCGUCAUGUCAUCCCUGAAAAUUCCCUCGAAAGGUUCCUCAAAUUCACCUAGCACCAACAUCUUUGAUUUCUCUAGUUCAGCAGUCACUAAAUAUGCCAGUUUACCCCCAUUCUCAGACCCUACUCUACCUGUGGAGAAAUUAGAAGGCACCACACCCAGAAUCCAGAAUCCCCCCUCUCCGCCAGAUAGGCUCUCCUCCUUGCAAGUUUCAGAUUCUCCAGCUGAAGUCACUGCACCUUCCAGUUUCAACCCCCAGAACAAGGCUAAGCUGUACAGUAUGCCAAACACCAGCAUUUUAAAUAAACAGAAGGAUAUUCAACAUAAGCCUAAUAACCCCAUCAUCGUUUUAGAAGAUCCUUCCACAGAUAAAAUUUCACGUCCAGUACAAAUCAACAGUAAAAUUCCUGCUGCUGUCAACAAUUUUGGGUCAGCUACACUGUCAGAUGCUCCUGCGAAGCCAGCUCAGAGUACAAGUCCCCAGAUGCAGAAUGACCAGCAAGAUGUCAAGGACAUCCUGCAGGCCAACCUUCCCAACAAAGUGACUGAGGGACAUAUGUUUCCUGUCAAGGAUUCUGGGUCAGUUAUUCUAGAUGGAACUACAUAUCCUGCCCCAGAAAUCUACUCCAGCCCAAAAUCAAGUUAUGUCAUGAUGCAAGCCAGCAGAAGCUACAAGCAUGGUUUAGAUGUGAGCCGAAAGCCAUACUACCUUCAAAGGGGAAGUAGAGGCUUGCAGUCAAGGGAGUGCACAACCUCUCCUAUUGCCCUUCUGCUUGCUGCCAAGGAGCGAGAGAAACUCAAGUCAUUACACUUGAAUGAAUCUUCCUCAAUUGAUGAAACAAAGACCAAUAAUGCAAACUCUUCAGCCCAGAGUCUCCUGAACCCUCUGCCUCCAGCAUCCGUAGGUGAGCGUGUAGCUCAGUUUCCAAAGAGGCAGGACACAUACUUUGUGCGCUCCACUCCAACACUUAACCCCACUCACAAUGAGAAUAGAUUACACGAUGACAGCACGUCUAUCAUCCCUCCACCUCCCGAAUUUGCAAACUUAGAGGAAGAUACUAAGAAUCAUAGUGAUCAUUUCAGUUCACCUCCUAAUCUGCCUCCCCCUGACCCACCUGUAGUGAAGACACACUCUGCACCAGAACUCCCUAUCGUUUCAUCAACCUCUUCCCCAGAAAUCAAGCCAGCAAAAGCACCACCUCCUGAAAUCAAGAUAGCAAAAGCACCACCUCCUGAAAUCAAGAUAGCAAAAGCACCACCUCCUGAAAUCAAGAUAGCAAAAGCACCACCUCCUGAAAUCAAGCUAGCAAAAGCACCACCUCCUGAAAUCAAGCUAACAAAAGUGCCACCCCCUGAGGCUAAGCCAGAGCCCCCCUCUGGCAAUCACAGGACCCUCCAGAGCAUUAUACAUAAGAAACAGUUGGACCAGGGAUACGGCUUGAGGCAGUUAGACAAAGAGUCUGGAAUUCCUGUCAGGCAGAAUCCUGCUGACAAAAUGAAAACAGGAUCACCCACAAACGUUAAUUCCUCGCAGGCUCACAGCUUUGUCCUCAGUGAACUGGGAAGUAAAGUGGCAAAGAUGGCUCACAAAUCCUCUGUGACGUCCAAAGAAACCAACAGUGAUUUGCCAACAUCAAAGCCGCCCUAUGGCACCUCCUUCAUAGUACGACCUGGGACUAAACAGCCAAUCAGUGUCAUCAGGAAAGGAGAUUCUUCAUGAGGACAAGGGACUGCAAAAUACAGACUGCAUGGAGAAACACAUUUAUUGUCACAGUGACAGAUAACAGAAACAGAGAGAAGUCCUCACAAGCCACAGAAAAAGCAGGUUCUACCAAACACUGAGAUGAAAUUGGGAAUGUUCCAGACUCCUCUGUCAUAUGUUUCCUAUUCACAGUGCAAAUGGUUUACUAAGACACAGCAGGGAAAUUACAUACCUACUUUUGUUAUUUUAUUUUCCUAGAUUAUUCAUACUUUUAUCCUAAGAAAUUUACAACUUGAAUUUAUUUUGUCAGAUCAUACAAAUGGAUGUUUUAAGAGUAAUUCGGGUGUGGUGCUCCAUAGAGCAGUGUUUCUCAUCCUUGGGGGGCCCCAGACAAUCCACAUUUUUACUCCUGUAGACUGUCGGGUCCCCAAGGAUCGGCUUGUGAAACCCUGCCUCAGUGAAAUGUUGUUUCUUCAGACACUUCUUAAAAAUCCAACGAUCACAAAAAUCCGUGUGCUAAACCAUUAUGCUACAUGUGGCCUUUCCUUGAUUAGUCUAGUUGACCAUGCUUGUCUUAUUAUGAAAACUCAAAAGGAUUUUUUAAAAUUCAUAGUUAUAAAUUAAUAUGUGCACAAUUUCACUCUGUAGUGUAAAAGAAAUGCUGUAUAAAGUAUAUGUGUAUAUAAGUCUUUGUCAUAUCCUCCCAAAUGCUUUGAAUUAUUGGUGCUAUACAACAUUCCAAAUAUUUGGGGUGUGUGCGUGUUGGGAAUGGUUAGUAUAUGUGUUGGAAAUUUAAGUUUUUGAUGUAUGGUUCAGUUGGUCUUGUUACCACAGCAUCACCUAAAACUGAUCUACUAAUAAAAUAAGUUUUGAUUAUUA
Molecule: messenger RNA, 3202 nt
Organism: Paramormyrops kingsleyae
Lineage: Eukaryota; Metazoa; Chordata; Actinopteri; Osteoglossiformes; Mormyridae
Source: RefSeq, a predicted model, not a curated record